UGUGGGCGGGGCGCAGUUGGGGGAGGGUGCAGAGACCUGAGGGUUGAGGUUGCCUGGCUGGCUCCGCUCCCAGAGGCGGGUGCCGCGCUGUCGCCCAGGUAUCUGGGGUCUCUGGUGUCUGAGUGUCUCAUUGUCGGCGCGGACACUCUUGCUCCAGCCACAGGCGAGGCCUGGCCAAGGUGUGGGCGCAUCUGGGGCAGGUCUUGAGAGGUCCAGCGCCCGCGGGGCACCGCGGCGCUCGCCGCCGCCUGCCCGCAGGUGAUCAUCCUCCUGCAGGUGUCCUCGGGCCUCAGGUGGCUGCGUGUCCGCGCCAUGGUUGACAUUCUGGGUGGGCGGCACCUGGUGACCUGUAAGGGCGCGGCGGUGGAGGCCGAGGCGGCGCUGCAGAACAAGGUGGUGGCACUGUACUUCGCGGCGGCCCGGUGCGCGCCGAGCCGCGACUUCACGCCGCUGCUCUGCGACUUCUAUACGGCGCUGGUGGCCGAGGCGCGGCGGCCCGCGCCCUUCGAAGUGGUCUUCGUGUCAGCCGACGGCAGCUCCCAGGAGAUGCUGGACUUCAUGCGCGAGCUGCAUGGCGCCUGGCUGGCGCUGCCCUUCCACGACCCCUACCGGCAACGGAGUCUUGCUCUGUUGCCCAGGCUGGAGUGCAAUGGCGUGAUCUUAGCUCACUGCAACCUUUGCCUCCUGGGUUCGAGCGAUUCUCUAACCUCAGCCUCCUGAGCAUCUGGGGACUACAGCCAUUGCUGUGAAUUAGGUGAGGGAAAGAUAUUGAAGAGGAGUUGGACACCCCGAGAGUGCAGCUGUUCUCCCCCCCGCACCAUCCCUGUCCUGCAUUCUGUGAGUCUGUGCUCAUCAACAAUGUGCUGUGACCAUGUGACUCAGCAAUCCUGCUGCUGGGUAUAUACCCAAAAGAAAGGAAAAGGAAGCCAGUAUAUUGAAGAGGUAUCUGCAACCCCAUGUUUAUUGCAGCACUGUUCACAACAGCCAAGAUUUGGAAGCAACCUAAGUGUCCAUCAACAGAUGAAUGGAUAAAGAAAACAUGGUACGCAUACACAAUGGAGUAGUCUUCAGCCAUUAAAAAAAUGAGAUUCUGUCAUUUGCAAUAAUAUAGAUGGAAAAGAAGGCCCUUAUGUGAAGUGAAAUAAGCUAGGCACAGAAAGACAAACAUCACAUGUUCUCUCUUAUUUGUGGGAUCUAACAAUCAAAACAAUUGAACUCUUGGACAUAAAGAGUAGAAGGUUGGUUACCAAAAGCUGGAAAGGGUAGUGGGGUUGGGAGGAAGGUGGGAAUGGUUAAUGGGUACAAAAAAAUACAAAGAAUAAAUAAGACCUAAUAUUUGAUAGCACAAUAGUGUGAUUACCAUCAAUAAUCAUUUGAUUGUACAUUUAAAAAUAACUAUAAUUGCAUUGUUUGUAACACAAAAGAUAAAUGCUUGAGG
This is a messenger RNA of Nomascus leucogenys (northern white-cheeked gibbon), 1438 nucleotides long. RefSeq names its product nucleoredoxin like 2 (gene NXNL2). Gene Ontology annotation, biological process: sensory perception; photoreceptor cell maintenance. The transcript has 3 exons. Bases 313 to 720 code for a protein of 135 amino acids. The record is from RefSeq and is a predicted model, not a curated record. Lineage: Eukaryota; Metazoa; Chordata; Mammalia; Primates; Hylobatidae.